Messenger RNA from Cololabis saira (Pacific saury), 1770 nucleotides. It is a transcript of the gene nme9, whose product is annotated as NME/NM23 family member 9. Bases 1 to 1770 code for a protein of 589 amino acids. Gene Ontology annotation, biological process: UTP biosynthetic process; GTP biosynthetic process; CTP biosynthetic process. Lineage: Eukaryota; Metazoa; Chordata; Actinopteri; Beloniformes; Belonidae. The transcript has 15 exons. The record is from RefSeq and is a predicted model, not a curated record. Gene Ontology annotation, molecular function: nucleoside diphosphate kinase activity.
AUGGCAGGCAAGAAAAAAGAGUUGAUUCUUCAGGCAUCUGUCACAAACCAAGAACAGUGGGAAGAGAUGCUUGCAACCAAGGGUUUAACAGUUGUAGACGUGUACCAGCAGUGGUGUGGCCCCUGUCGAGCUGUGGUCAGUCUCCUUCGAAAAAUAAAGAAUGAGCUUGGCGAUGAUCUUCUCCAUUUUGCCACCGCUGAGACAGACAGCAUAGAUGCUUUGGAGGGGUAUCGAGGGAAAUGUGAACCCACUUUCCUUUUCUAUGGGGGAGGGGAGCUGGUGGCUGUGCUGCGAGGGGCCAAUGCUCCCAUGCUUCAGAAGAUGAUUGUGGAGGAGUUGACCAAGGAGAAGCUGGUCCUGGAGCAAGGAAACAAACGCAAAGUGAUAAUCGAUGUCGCCCUGUUGGAUGACAAAAACAAAGAAACGGAGGAGCAGUGUCAACAUUCAGAAAAUAAAGAAAGCAUCAUUGUUCCUGACAGUAAACCCUACACAGUUGCCAUCAUUAAGCCAGAUGCUGUUGCUCACGGCAAAGCAAAUGAGAUCAUUAUGAAGAUUCAAGAUGCUGGUUUUGAGAUCCUCGCCCGUGAGGAGCGCCUGCUGACUGAAGACGAGGCUCGGGAUUUUUACCAUCACAAAGCAGCAGAGGUUUGCUUUGAAGACCUGGUGCAGUUCAUGUCCAGCGGUCCUUGCCAUAUUCUGGUUCUUUCUCACGCCGAGGGCUCAGCCAGUGUUUUACCAGCAUGGCGUGAGUUUAUUGGCCCGAUAGACAUAGAGGAAGCCAGGAGAGAGAAGCCAGAAAGCUUGCGGGCACAAUACGGCACAGAGACUCUGUUCAACGCAGUGCACGGUAGCGAGGACAGCAACCAGGCCAGCAGGGAGCUCGCCUUCUUCUUCCCCAACUUUAGGAUGGGCUCGGCAAUGGAGCAGGAUGGGGAGGAAGGGCGUGUGGAGAGGACCCUGGCUCUUAUCCGGCCCGACGUUGCCAGGGAGAACAGAGAAGAGAUCUUGACUCAAAUCCACAAUUCGGGCUUCAGUGUUGCCCUCCAAAGAGAGGUGAUGUUGACUGAGGAGCAGAUCAAGCAGUUCUACUUUCAACAUGUGGAUGAGGACUAUUUUCCUGCGCUGCUGCAGAAUAUGACCAGUGGUCCAGUGCUAGCUUUGGCUCUUGCCAGAACAGGAGCUGUCCAUCAAUGGAAGAACAGUCUUGGUCCCCCCGACCUUGAUAAAGCCAAAGAGGAGAGCCCUGAUUGUCUCAGGGUUAAGUUUGCUGUGGAAAAUAGGCCCAUCAAUCAGCUUCAUGGCAGCGCAAGCCUUGAAGAGGCAGAACGGGAGAUAAACUUCUUCUUCCCUAAACAACAGACACUUGCAGUGAUUAAACCUAAUGCAGUGGAGGAAAACAAAGAUGCGAUUUUGGAGGAGAUCCAGGGCAGAGGCUUCUCUGUCACGCAGCUGAAGGAGGCGGUGCUGUCAAAGGAGAUGGCUGAGGAGUUUUACAAAGACCACAAGGAGAAACCUUUCUUUAACCAGCUGGUGGAGUUCAUGUGUCGGGGACCUUGUGUGAUGCUUGUUCUGACCAAAGAAAAUGCAGUGGAGGAGUGGAGGGCCAUGAUGGGCCCCACCGACCCAGAGGCAGCUAAGAAAACAUCUCCAGAUUCUCUGAGGGCCCGCUUUGCUGCCGACAUCCUCCAGAACUCGGUACAUGGCUCCUCCAGCGAGCAGCAAGCAAAAGAGAAGAUCGACUUCAUCUUUGGGGACAUCAGCUCAACUUGA